Molecule: messenger RNA, 6499 nt
Organism: Platichthys flesus (European flounder)
Lineage: Eukaryota; Metazoa; Chordata; Actinopteri; Pleuronectiformes; Pleuronectidae
Gene: ssh1b
Product: slingshot protein phosphatase 1b
Exons: 15
Coding region: 115-2703 (862 amino acids)
Biological process (GO): negative regulation of actin filament polymerization; actin cytoskeleton organization; protein dephosphorylation
Cellular component (GO): cytoplasm
Molecular function (GO): actin binding; protein tyrosine/serine/threonine phosphatase activity
Source: RefSeq, a predicted model, not a curated record
CUUGGCGUUUUUUUCUCCCCGGUGACAGAGACACAAUCUCCGCGGUGCAUCUCCUCGCGUCCUCCCCGCCCUUCUCCUCCUUCUCCUCCUCCUCCUCCGCCUCGCCCGCCGACCAUGGCCCUGGUGACUCUGCAGCGCUCCCCCACCCCCAGUGCAGCAUCCUCGGCCAGCACGACCAACAGCAGUGCGGGGGAGGACUUUGGAAGUGACGAUGACCGGAAAACUAAUCAGAGCCUCAGUGAGAGUUUCUUCAUGGUCAAAGGAGCCGCCCUCUUCCUCCAGCAGGGCGGCAGUGCACAAGGACCAGAGACCCCGAGCCACCACAAACAUGCAGGUGAUUUACCUCAGCACCUGCAGGUCAUGUUUAAGAUCCUCCGCUCCGAAGAUCGCAUUAAACUGGCGGUGCGGUUGGAGAGCGGAUGGUCGGACCGGGUGCGCUACAUGGUCGUCAUCUACACCAACGGCCAUCAAGAUACAGAGGAGAAUAUCGUCCUGGGAAUGGACUUCACAGAGAAGGACAAUAAGAACUGCUCCAUUGGGAUGGUGCUGCCACUGUGGAGUGAUACCAACAUACAUUUAGAUGGAGAUGGAGGUUUCAGCGUCAACACAGCGGGGCGCUCACAUGUCUUCAAGCCUGUGUCCGUGCAGGCAAUGUGGUCUGCCCUGCAGGUCCUGCACAAAGCGUGCGAGGUGUCGCGCCGGCUCAACUACUUCCCAGGGGGCAUUGCCCUCACGUGGAUGGCCUUCUAUGAGAGCUGCAUCACCUCGGAGCAGAGCUGCGUCAAUGAGUGGAACACCAUGACCGACCUGGAGACCACCCGGCCCGACUCCCCCACCAUGUUUGUCGACCGGCCGACCGAGCGAGAGAGAACGGAGUGCCUCAUUAAAGCCAAGCUACGCAACCUCAUGAUGUUUCAGGACCUGGAGAACAUCACGUCCAAGGAGAUCCGUAACGAGCUGGAGCAGCACAUGAGCUGUAACCUGAAGGAAUACAAGGAGUUCAUAGACAACGAGAUGCUCCUGAUCCUGGGUCAGAUGGACAAGGCCACACUAGUCUUGGACCACGUGUACUUGGGCUCAGAGUGGAACGCUUCCAACCUUGAAGAGCUACGUGAGUGCGGAGUGGGCUACAUCCUGAACGUGACCAGAGAGAUUGACAACUUCUUCCCUGGGAUGUUCUCGUAUCACAACGUGCGUGUGUACGAUGAGGACGCCACCGACCUGCUGGCCCACUGGAACGACACCUACAACUUCAUCCUCAAAGCCAAGAAGAAUAACUCCAAGUGUCUGGUGCACUGUAAGAUGGGGGUGAGCCGGUCGGCCUCGACAGUUAUUGCCUAUGCAAUGAAAGAAUAUGGCUGGUCUCUGGAGAAAGCCUACAACAUCGUCAAGCAGAAGCGGAGCAUAGCCCAGCCCAACGGCGGCUUCAUGAGACAGCUGGCGGAGUACGAGGGAAUCCUGGACGCCAGCAAACAUCGUCACAACAAGCUAUGGAGGCCUGGAACAGACGAGGAGGGAUCGGAUCAAGCGUCUGGUGGAGGGGAGACAUCCGGGCUCAGAGGAGAGGAAGCCUGGGGGGGCUGCGGGGCAUCUCCCUGCAGGGCUGUGGGACUGGAGAUGGAGCCCCUUGACUCUCUUAACUAUAAUUACUAUUUCAGACGUUUGUCCGACUCGGCGUUAGACAGUGAGCCCUCCACCCCAGUGCGGGGCCCCCCGCUGCUGGGUAUGGAGAGGGUUUUCAUCGAGAUUGAAGACGUGGAGAGGGACGCCCUAUUGGAGGACGAGGGUUUCCCCAUGGCCCAUUUAGCUCUGCCUGGUGAGGGCACGGCAGCGCAGACGUGUGGACGCCUGGACCCCCUGGAGGACAUGAGACUAAGACUUGAGUUCAGUACUUUGGAAGAGGAGGACGAGGAAGAGGCGAAGAAAGAGGAGGCUGAAAUGGCGGCUUUGGCUCAAACACCUGGAGGUUCAGAUGGGAGGAGGGCGGGGGAGGAGGGGGAGAAGACGGAGGAGAGACGGCUAGGUCUCGCCAACCUCAACACCAACAACAGCAACCGGCUAGCGGCAAAACGCAGCUGCCCUGCAGCUUUUGAUGACAGUGCGAGCACAGGAAACCCUUUAAAGGUGAAGCCCUCCUAUCAGUCCUGUAAAGACUGCUUGCGUCUGCCACAAGGUCGGCGCUGUGACCGUCCAAUCGGAGGUCGUUCCCACCGCCUCUACUCCUCCCGCCACCACAAUGUCCCCUCUAUAUACAUAGAUCCGCCAGGGACCAACUUUGCUUCCACUCCAAUUCUGCAGUCUCUGCCGGCCCCUGCAGUUGCCCCUCCCGACGUGAUCCAGCCCUGUGCUCCCCUCUACCGCUGUUCCACGUGCGCCCCAGGCGUCCCACCAGCACAUCGCCUGAAACUGGUCUCACCCAUGAGCUUCGAGGAGGCAGAGGACAUGGACGAACCAACUGCGGAGAAGGUGGAUGUGCAGCUAAGGGAGGGUUCAGGGACGGUCAGUGCUGCUGCUGCUGCUGAAGGUUUAAAACUACAACCUGGUGAUGCAGCCGAGCUCCAGCAGCAGGCUCUGGCUCAGCUGCACAUGCCAGGACUGGGGAUAGAGUUUGGUCUGGAACUGAUGCGACAGAGGGCGGAGCAGCUUGAAAAGCUGCCGAGCUUGGCGAUGGAGGGCCAGCUCCCGGUGGGCCCCCUGCCUUAGAGCAGGAGCUGGAGGAGGAGCACUGCCUCCAUCGGGUACACUAUGAUGGCUGAGAGCCUUUAGAUGACUGCCGCUGUGGUGUGGUACCAGAAAUGAAGCCUGAGUCUGACCUGUACCGUCACGUCCUGCCCCAAGCAGCUCUCUGUGCUUUCGCGUCCGCUGGCAUGAAGAUCGAGAUGAGGCUGGUUGUUUUCACCGUCACACCAUUAAAAAGCUUGAACGCUUCUGGCCAUACUGGGACUGAAGACUUCUCUCGCGUCCCUCGGAGCUGCUGCCAUUUUACCAUCAACACGCAGGUUAAGCGGUGGUUUGUACGAUCUGCUCGUUCCUUUGUGACUCCUCGGAGAGCUGUCGUUAAGACUUCGAUGCUGAUGGAAAGAAAAAUACCUGUAUAUUUUAUCAGUCCACCUCAUCGAGAGUAUCGAGAGACGCUCAAUGAAUGUUGAUCCCGUUUGAUUCCAGUCAGAACGUCCUCAUGUCACCACGGAUAGACGGAAUCCCUGUUGAACUCCACUUCUGUUUCUCUUGCCGCAGCUGCUUUCGCAUCACGACGGAGCGUUUCACGUGAAAGCUUAAUCAUUUUUUAUAAAAGGAUUGUGAGCGUAUGUGAGCAUUUGAGAAGCGCCGUACCUCGGACCACGAAUAUCUGUCGGACUAGUUUUUUGUCAAAGACUUUUGUUUCUGCUCAGUGGCUGGUUCACCCCAUUAAUGUUAAUGUAAUUAAGUCCUUAAAGUGCUCAGUUUAGCCACGCAUGACUUUGCAGUAUUACAAAGCAUAUCCUCAACGUGCUCACGCAGAGAACACAUUCAAAAUCACCUUUCAUUUUCACCGGGGUUUUGAAAUACAUGUACUGAAAAACAUAUUUCAACAUCCAGGCAUCAUGAAACAAUGAUAAGCUUAAAUAUCAAUGACUCUUAUUCAGGUCAUUUCUGUAACUAAAGCCAUAUCACGUUGCCAGGUUCAGUUUUCACCUAAUUAUUCUCUGGGAAACCAUCAAAAAAAAUCUCUCAAUCUUAAAGAAAGUGAAAGAAACAUUCCUGAGUCAUCCGGGUCGGUGCCAUUUAAAAGGAGAAUUAUUUCGACCCACGUUUUAUGGAAAUCCGUUUGGUAUUUUUGGCGUAAUCCUGCUUUCAAACAAACAAACGUACAGGGGUGAGAACAUAAGAGAAGCUGAGCACAGUUUCCUUUGACCAGUGAACCAUCUGGCUCUUAUGUCAUAGGCUCACCCAGUUAACUUUUUGGUUACAUGUUCAAAAACCUUUCGCUGAACCCUCAAUUAUUUGCCAAGGCACAAUGAUCACGUAUAGAUUUAUCACUCGAGCACAACUCUAGCAUCCAUUCACACAGCGCGCAGGCAUAGCUCAGAUGUAUAACUACAUUUAGUCAGGAUUAAUUUGAGAGCACUAAGUCACAAACAGUAAUCAGAAAUGAAAAAUACACAUGCUCCAAAGACGUAUUCACUUUCUCAGCUUGCAGUACUGUAAGAAUAAGUAAAAAGAAAAAUUGCUAAUUUAAUGAAAUACUUGGUUACAGUGUACAAAAUUUGAAAAAAUAUUAAUUUAUCAACUGAAAAGACCAGACUUCCUUUUAUUUUCUAAAUAGAGAAGUAACCUAUUAAAACUGCAAAGCCCAGUUUCACAGUCCGCUGUAGCCCACAAGUUCUUCAUUCUUAUUUAAACUUUUCAUAUUGCACAUUGAACAGCGUGAGGUAUAUGUUUUUAACCUGUUUGGUUAAGAUUAGACCACCGAUCCAAAGUUGCUGUGCCGCAGGAGUUUAUUUUCUUUGGUUGAUGUUGUGUUGCUUUUCUUUUUUGGCACGCUGGGUGUGCUAAGAGUGGUUCUGAAUGACGCCUGUUUAGGAAAAAGCACAUGCAAGUGUUAUUACUGUGUUUAGAGAUCCAAGUGCUUCAGGAGAACUGUACAAAGAAUGGAUGCAAAUUAUUGAAUCAUCUUUCUAAUCAUUUAUUGUUUUGAGAUUUUGCUUUACUUUCAAAUCUAUCUGUAGAAACUUAGAGGGAAACAAUAAUACCUCCUCUGUUCCUUCUCCUCUCUUAAAUGAAUCCCAGGGAGCUGCAGGUUUGCUCCGCUAGUUAGAUUUAAGUAAUGUGGUUUCGCCUUUAACCGGUUCCUUCCCCUCAUGUGGACAUUUGAGUCUCGUGUAACAACAGCACUUACAGAAAGUUGCCAUAAACAGUUCACAGCUGAAAGCAUUAAUAAGCGUAGUGUAAAAGACAGACUAAAGGAAAAGUAUAUUGAGUAUAUGACAUAUUUAGCUCAACGUAAAGACUGAAGGAAAAGCCUGGUUCUGAAAAGUCUGGCCCCUCUAAAGUAAUUAUUACAUUAAAUCUCAUAAACCAACAUAACUACGCUGGGAGUAGGGGUGCUGAGGAGGCUGCAUCAUAUCCUACUGGUAAAAGGCUGUAAGUGAAAGCCAAAACAAAGUCAUAAUCAAUUAAAUCAAUCGAAAUUGAUUUUAAAAAGUGGAUUUAAGUGGUGGAAAUGGUUAGAUAGGUCUCAAAAGGAUUAUCCGAUGUUAUUUAACUUAUUUAAUUGCCUCCAGUCUAUGACAUAAACCCAUGUUUGUUGUUCCUUCAUUUCUGGUCCUUUUGCUAAGCUAAGCAGCCACAUUAUUUUUCCCAUCCAAACAUCACAGUGACACCUCCUCCUCCAACUCUGGACAACAAAGCAAACAAGCCUACGUCUCAAAAUCUCCAACAAUUCCUUCAGUGUAUUCUUCAUGUAAUUCUGACUGAAUGCAGUGGUUCCCAGUAAGUUCUUGGCCGGACGACAGUGCUCGACAACUCUCCGCUUGGGUUUCCCGACCGCAGCACAGAUAUUUGGUUGUUUGCUUCACGUGUUGUUUGUUUUUGCAUUUAAGUGCCUUAACCUCGGCCUUAGCUUCGCCAUAAAGCGUCACAGGCUUUGCAGAGUUACUGUGAGUGUGUUGAAGGUUUUUUUUUUUGUACAUGACUUCCCCUCACUCCCAAUAAUAACCACGCUCUUUGCAAUGUAUAACUCGGCACAUCUAUAUAAUGUAUGCAAACACAGAUACGCUCAUGCACAGCAGCCUCCUCUUCCUCAACAGACACAUACGUGGUGGACUUCCAUUUAUUAAAUAGCCUAUACUAAUAUUGUACUUGUUUGAUAUUGUUGACACUUGUGGUAUUGGUUCAAUAGCUGGCUGAGGAACCUUACUUGCUGGAAUGAGAACUAUCAUUUAUUUACAUUAAAGCAUAAGGAUAAGAAGGAUUUAAUUACCAGUCUGUAAAUACUUUUCUCUUCCAUUUAUUAUUGAGUCGAAGAGCUUGCAGUUGUGGUCACUACUAAGGAAAGCACUGAUAAUGGUACUGUGUUAGCGCACAGCAAAAAAAAGAAAAGAAUUGGAGGGGUCAUCUCUUUAGUUACACGACUUGCAGCUCUAUUAAAAAUGGAAAAUUAUAGAUUUAUUUAUUUAUUAUUAUUGCAUCAUUCCCAGGCAUCAAACUGACAAUCCUACUUUAAGGGCCAGAGGCUGAGGACGGACAUUAAAUAAGACAUAUAUUGUAUUUUCAGGGGAUGGGGUGGGGUGGGGGGGGGUGGGCGUUUAUAGAGUGGAUUGAUACAGAGCACAAGUUUGCCCCCUAAUGCAUGAGAUGAGUGGAAACGACCGAACAUGAAAAACCUACCUGGGAGGAGGAUUUUGUUGAUCGUCUUUUGUUUACUUGUACUGUACAUUGCCAAUGUUCAUGUGUAAUGCACUUUUUUUUAUAUUUUGUUAAACUGAUGUCCAGUCUAAUGUUUAUCAUGGAAAUAAAC